AUGAGCUUAGCUAGUACCAUCAACGACCCAACGCGAUUCGAGAUACGGAUACUGUCACCAUUGGGACCAGACGAUUCAGGCACUACCCUCUACGAUACUAUUCACAAUUCGCUCGUCUUGAGACACGUAGUAUCCUAUCUGCCCAUAUCGAGUAUCGUGAGCCUUGCUGCUACGAGCCGAGCUUUCCGAACUCUCAUCCUAGAGACCCCCGGCGUCUUUCGCCAUCUUGCCCUCUCUCACAUCAAGGCGGUCCAGUUUGAGAUUGCCAAGAUCGAUCAUGGAGGCGAGAUCUGGCGCAACGUGCAGCUAGAUGAAAACCUCACCGAAGAUGACUUCUACUCCGGCCCGUUGAGGGGCAUCUUCUCAACGCUUCGGCGACAGAACAUCCUGCAGAACGUCCAGACGCUGGUCCUCGACGGCCUCUCCGUCACUUCGGAGCUCUGUCAUGAGAUUAUCAAUGACGCCAGCUUCAACGUCCGCAUCCUGUCCAUCCGCGAAGUCAAGAAUUUGAAUCACGGCAAGCUUCGCCAAACGCUUCAGUAUGCCUGUCGCCCUACUCGGCGGGCGGGUUCUCCCAAGCUCCAGGCACUGUACGUCUUCGGCACCAGGGACAUUGCUCUGGCAUCCUCGCUGCAGCACCAAGGCGACGUCUGGUGGCACCACAAGGGCCGCAUCCUCCCUCGACCUGUUACUCAAGAUUGGGCCAGCUGCAUGCUGGCCUGCCAGGGCAUCAUUGCCUUCGACGCCGUCCUCUGCCACGGGCCACGCCACCGCAACUCGCCGGCCUACACGGGCGGAUCGGAUCUCGACAGCGCUCCGGCCGUAGCCACCUACUCUCUCGCCGGAUGCGAGGGCUGCCACGACGCACCAGAAGGCGUCACUCGUCCAGACAGCAGAAACGUGGCCAGCCUACCACUGUUGGCCCCGCUGCCUAUCCUUUCUUCCUCCCUCCGCGCUGCGACCAAGCCCAGAGAUCCAUGUAGCUCCUUUGUGCCUAGGUGUUUGGACUGCAUCCGCGAGCGAUAUUGCCUCAGUUGCGACAGGUGGUGGUGCGAGUCGUGCUAUCAGCUCCCCGGCCAGAGCUCAGGGAUCACCAUUUCACUGUUGUCCAAGAGCUGCUGGGAAUGCGGUAGCAACUGCGAAACUUGUAUCAACAGUACCCAGCGAGUGUGCAAGAAGUGCUGCGCAGGAUAUUGCCUCAUUCACAAUGAAGGAUGUUCGGUGAACCAUGUAAGCUGCCCAGCCACCACUUUAGGAGGAGAGUCACGGAGUCAGCUAACACGACGACCAAAGUGCGAUUGUACGGUGCCCCAUUCUUGGGAAGCGUUGAAUAACAAUCCUACUGUAGAGUAA
This is a messenger RNA of Trichoderma reesei QM6a, 1353 nucleotides long. RefSeq lists its product as uncharacterized. The transcript is spliced from 5 exons. Bases 1 to 1353 code for a protein of 450 amino acids. Gene Ontology annotation, molecular function: protein binding. The record is from RefSeq and is a predicted model, not a curated record. Lineage: Eukaryota; Fungi; Ascomycota; Sordariomycetes; Hypocreales; Hypocreaceae.